Messenger RNA from Pieris macdunnoughi, 726 nucleotides. The record is from the annotation of a GenBank genome assembly. Lineage: Eukaryota; Metazoa; Arthropoda; Insecta; Lepidoptera; Pieridae.
AUGUUUGCCCCGAUGAUCAUGGCAAUAGAACAUUCCAGCAUAGCCAUAAACUCUGACGUCAUCAAAACGAAAUUGCUUGAUAUGAGUUCUGAGGUCGGUGACCAUGACUCGGAAGUUGCAUUAUUGUCGCUGCAUAAAAGUAACUUUGGUCAAAAUUUGAAUAGAAAAGGCGCGAAACAAACAUCUAAUCAUACGUCAAAUGUCAAGAAGAAACUUUCACAUAUCUUUCGCGAAGUUCUUUCCCCUAUUGAUGGCAUAUCAGACCUUAUUGAAGUCAACUCAGAAUCUGAUGGUUUUAUUUCGCCGGCUCCAUUGAUAGCAGCAAGUGUAUUGCCACGCGAUAAUAAUACAUCACCACCAAAUGGAUCAACAAGUGAUAUUUUAGAUAUGUCUCAUAAUGUUAUUGAACCAUUACUACCUGAGAUGGAAUGCUCUGCGCAAUUGCAAACUACGAAUGAUAAUGAUGAUUUACAGACUACUGAUAGUUUGAUGAUAAUGACUCCAUCAAUCCUACAAAAAAUAGAUUUUAUAGCCAAGCCGACUUUUUUAUACAUUAAUAAGGAUUACGAUCUAAGAAGUAUUUCCGAUUCAGAUGGUGUUUUACAUAGUAUUGAAACACAAAAUAUAUCACAGGAUGUUGUAACUACAGAAUCGGAGGAAAGACCCGAUACUCCCAUUGAACAGCUUACGAAAAAGAGAAAAAUAGAUCCUAAAUUUUAUAGUUAA